Molecule: messenger RNA, 1425 nt
Organism: Helianthus annuus (common sunflower)
Lineage: Eukaryota; Viridiplantae; Streptophyta; Magnoliopsida; Asterales; Asteraceae
Product: autophagy-related protein 3
Exons: 10
Coding region: 154-1098 (314 amino acids)
Biological process (GO): nucleophagy; autophagy of mitochondrion; autophagosome assembly
Cellular component (GO): cytosol; cytoplasmic ubiquitin ligase complex
Molecular function (GO): Atg8-family ligase activity
Source: RefSeq, a predicted model, not a curated record
ACAAUAAUAGAUUGCUUGUUAUAUUAUCAUAUAUCUUGCUUUUGUUCCUAGGGUUUGUGAUUCUGGUUAUUGAUUCAUCAUCAUCAUCAUCAAUCUUCCCCAAAUUUCAUCACUGGAUCGGUUUCAGAUCCUAUAAUCCGUGAUUGAUCAGAUAUGGUGCUAUCGCAAAAGCUUCACGAGGCAUUCAAAGGCACGGUAGAGAGGAUAACCAGCCCUAGAACCGUAUCGGCUUUCAAAGAGAAAGGCGUUCUUAGCGUUAACGAAUUCGUCAUCGCCGGCGACAAUCUCGUUUCCAAAUGCCCUACCUGGUCAUGGGAAUCUGGUGAUCCAAACAAGCGGAAGUCAUAUUUGCCGUCUGAUAAACAAUUUUUGAUCACUAGAAAUGUUCCUUGUAUGCGAAGAGUUGCAUCAAUACAAGAAGAAUAUGAAGCUGCUGGCGGUGAGAUAUUACUUGAUGACGAAGAUAAUGAUGGCUGGUUGGCUACUCACGGGAAGCCAAAAGACACCAAGGGUGACGAGGAGGAAAAUGUGCCUUCCAUUGAAACCCUAGAAAUAAGUAAGAAAAAUACCAUCCAGUCGAUUCCUUCGUAUUUUGGCACCGAGGAGGAAGAUGACAUCCCAGACAUGGAAGAAAUUGAUGAAUCUGACAACCUUGUUGAGGAAGAUCCUGCAACCCUUCAGCCUACGUAUCUUGUUGCUCAUGAGCCCGACGAUGACAAUAUAUUACGAACUCGAACUUAUGAUGUCAGCAUCACGUAUGAUAAAUAUUAUCAAACUCCUCGUGUUUGGCUUACUGGUUAUGAUGAGUCAAGGAUGCUUCUUGAUCCAGAGUUAGUUCUAGAAGAUGUCAGUCAAGAUCAUGCUCGCAAAACGGUAACUAUUGAAGACCAUCCACAUUUGUCAGGGAAACAUGCAUCUGUACAUCCAUGCAAACAUGCAGCUGUGAUGAAGAAACUAAUUGAACCCCUAAUAGCUGGAGGACUUGAACCACAAGUUGACAAGUACCUUUUCUUGUUCUUAAAGUUUGUUGCUACUGUAAUUCCAACAAUUGAAUAUGACUACACCAUGGACUUUGACUUGGGGAGCUCCAGUACUUGAUUCGAAGAUACGCAUCUUCCCCUCUUCUGAGGUUACGCACGUACUGCUUCAAAGGUUGCGGAUAUGCUCUUCGGGAAUGGUUCAAGCUAAAGCCAUUUAAGUUGGUGUUACUUCGUUACGUUUACUGUGUUCGGUUUAUUGUAAAUAUGGUGCCAUAUGCAAGAAAAAAAGAAACAAGUAAAAGUGAAGCCUUGGAGUGUAUCUUAUGUUCUUUGGACAUGUAAAUCGCUGGAAACAUUCUAUUUGAUUUACCUGUUUAUUUAUGUGGGACUGUCUUGAAGUUGUUUGUUCUCUUGUGCUGUGUAAUUUAUGUGCAUAAUUAACAUU